UUGGUAUCGAGUCCUCUAGGUGUGAUGUUUUAUGUCAUAUCCUCCAUUUCUUGUAAAAAGUUGUGAAACUUCUCAAUUUACUGCGAUGGCGGGAGAUACAGGGGCAUAUUUUUAAUAAGGAAAGAAGUGGACUUAGGUGUAUGCUUUUUUAUGAUAAUUGAAUGAAAGAUUGAAGAGUUUGGCUUCUGACUCCUUAUUUUCAUUUCUUGAGCUAUCCCUGGUGGUAGGUCCAACUUUUUCACCAUAAUUCUGCUUGCUUCUCAUCAAGAUACAUUUCAUCACAGGCAUGAAAGAAUGAAGGUCUCACAGUAGAAGGCCAGAGUACUGAGUGAAAUAUUUCAGAAGAUAUUAUUCUUGGUGCUACAGAGAUCAUAUCAUAAAGGUCCUGUUCUCCUGAGCUCUCAUCUCUGAUACAAGCCUGAAAGAAGAGUAAAUGAGGCAGAAGAACAAUAUUACAGAAUUUGUCCUCCUGGGCUUGUCUCAAGAUCCUAAUGUGCAACAUGCUUUAUUUGCCAUAUUUUUACUUGCAUAUAUUGUAACAAUGGUAGGCAACCUGCUCAUUGUGGUGACUGUUAUUGCCAGCCCUUCCUUGGGCUCCCCAAUGUACUUCUUCCUUGCCUGUCUCUCAUUUGUAGAUGCCAUAUAUUCCACCACAAUUUCUCCCACAUUGAUCGUGGACUUACUCCGUGAUAAAAAGACUAUUUCCUUCACAGCUUGCAUGGGCCAGCUAUUUAUAGACCAUUUUUUUGGUGGUACUGAGAUCAGCCUCCUGGUCGGGAUGGCCUGUGAUCGCUAUAUGGCCAUCUGUAAGCCCCUGCACUAUUUGACCAUCAUGAAUCGACAGGUUUGCAUCCUUAUGUUGGUGCUGGCCAUGAUUGGAGGUUUGGUACAUUCUGUGUUUCAAAUUGUUGUUGUGUACAGUCUCCCUUUCUGUGGCCCUAAUGUCAUUGACCACUUUUACUGUGACAUGUACCCAUUAUUGGAACUGACGUGCACUGACACCUACUUUAUAGGCCUCACUGUGGUAUUCAAUGGUGGAGCAAUCUGUAUGAUCAUCUUUACCCUUCUUCUAAUCUCCUAUGGAGUCAUCUUAAACUCCCUUAAAACUUACAGUCAUGAAGGGAGGCAUAAAGCCCUGUCUACCUGCAGCUCCCACAUUGCCGUAGUUGUCUUGUUUUUUGUUCCCUGUAUUUUCAUAUAUGUUAGACCAGUUUCAAACUUUCCUGUUGAUAAAUUUAUAACUGUGUUUUAUACAGUUAUCUCACCCAUGAUGAAUCCUUUUAUAUACACGUUGAGAAAUUCAGAGAUGAGAAAUGCUAUAGAAAAACUCUUGUGUAAAAGUUAGCUACAGAAAAUGAAACACCGCAUAUUCUCACUCAUAGGCGGGUGAUGAAAAAUGAGAA
Messenger RNA from Callithrix jacchus (white-tufted-ear marmoset), 1403 nucleotides. Its product is annotated as olfactory receptor 4A5-like. Gene Ontology annotation, biological process: G protein-coupled receptor signaling pathway. Gene Ontology annotation, molecular function: G protein-coupled receptor activity; olfactory receptor activity. Lineage: Eukaryota; Metazoa; Chordata; Mammalia; Primates; Cebidae. Gene Ontology annotation, cellular component: membrane. The record is from RefSeq and is a predicted model, not a curated record.